GCGAUUUAACCGGUUUCGGUAGCUAAUUUAUUUUUCUCUUUAUUACGUUUACGUGUAGAAUGCGCAUAUUGCGAAUGCACGUCGCCCGAUUUCCCUCUAAACCUGAUGAAACCAGCUCUCUCAGUCAAUUUGGCUAAAAAAGCUUUUAAGGUCGCAAACGUGCUCGACUCGACUAGGCGUCCCUGCCGGUCGAAUGCGAUUGUCAGGCGUAGGGGAAGGGGGAAUCGCUUCCCGCAGGAGACGCAGCACGAGAUGCUGACGAGAGUGCAAUGCCACCAACGUGACAGGCCCCUAUCCUUAGCCGCUUCCCUCCAAACACUGCGGACGUGCGAUCAAUAAACCCCGAAGCGUUUUUUUGGCGGCGCGUGGGCCCCCACUCGUGCGCCCUGGUCAUCAUUCGGUCGGUGAACACGCAUAAUUGCAACGACCUUUCCAUUAGGUUGGAGGGCCUGCUGGCGAACGUGCAAAACAUCAGCUGCCCAUUGCGGAUCGUUCCAUUUUACUGCUGGUUGGAGUCGGCAGUCGCGUAGUGCGCGUCAGACAGGCUGCCAGUGAGACUGUUUAUAUUAGCAUGUCUCAGCACUACGUGCUGACCAAAAAGUCGACCAGGAUGGGUCGCGUGCGUCGCAACUACAGCCGCAAGGACAUGGAGGACGCGGUCAGGGCUGUACAGGAGAGGAGGAUGAACCUCAACUCGGCCGCCAAUUAUUUCUGCAUCCCCAAAUCCACCCUCCAUUACGUCGUGACGGGCAAGUCGAAGAUGGACUUCAACCGACCGCCGUUUAUCAUGUCCAAGGGCCAGGAGAAUGAAUUAGUUCGCGUGUUGGCAAGCAUGACCUACGAGGGGGUUGUUUUCAACUUCAAUAACAUCGAGGAAGUAGUCGAGCGCCGCCUCUCGGGAAACAAAAACCCCUUCGCGCACGGCCGGCCGGGCCGCUCGUGGUGGAACGACUUUCGACUCCGGCACCCAGAAAUCGAGUUCGUUUUUCACGCGUUCGCUCCCAAAGAUACUCCAGGCUCGGCCGAGGCGUCAUGGCCGGCGGUAAACAGCCCCCAGGUGGUGCAGCGGCUCAAGUCUGGCGAUCUCCUCAACGCGCCGCAGUCGAUGACCCAGCGCGAAAUCAAACCAAUCCUGCCGAAGCCGUCGACGUCGGCGGCGGCCGCCAUGAGCCCGCCGUACCAGGACUCGUCGCAGCCGGCUCCGCAGGCGCGACCUCUACAGCCGAAGCAAACGCCAAAGGCCGCACCGAAACCAAAGUCGAGCGCCGCCGCGUCCCAGCCGCGCUCGGACAACGACGACUCGGAGCCGCAGCAGGUGUGCCUCCGCUGGAACUCAUUCCACUCCAACAUGGAGACCAUGUUCCCUACGCUUUUGUACAAGGAGAAGUUUGUGGAUGUCACCCUUGCCUGCGAAGGACGGCUCAUAAAAUGUCACAAGGUUGUGCUUUCGUCAUGUAGUCCUUACUUAGAACGCCUGCUCAGCGACAAUCCAUGCAAACACCCCAUCGUGUUGAUGCCAAAAGAUGUUCCUUACUGGGCCCUGCGAGCCAUCGUCGAUUUCAUGUACCGCGGCGAGGUCAACGUGGAGCACGAGCAGUUGGCGCCGUUGCUGGCCGCCGCCGAGUCAUUGCAAAUCAAAGGUUUGGCCGGAUCUCCAGGAGACGCGGGGAGCAGAAAAGACGGAAGGCCAGGCGUGAAGAGAAAGCGGAUAGAGUCACCAGCGCAGACGAACCAACAGCCUAAACCGCCCCAGCCGACCCCUCAAAACAACACGUCCUCCCAACAGUCUACCUCAAGUCCAGCGACCGCGACUGCCCAGUCAUCAUCAAAAAAAGAGGCGAAAGAAUCUCCAUCUCAGAAACAUACCCAAAUGGCACCGCACAUCGCCGAGAGUCUGCGAGGCCUGUCCCCAGGCAUUGAAAUCACGCCACUUGUGUCAUUUGAGGAGAUUAAAACGGAACCCAUAGACAGUAAUGACGAUGGAUCUCUCGAACCCCCUGACGAUUAUGGAAUAGGAAAAGUUUCACCGUUCAAAGGCUAUGACGACGGAGACGAAUCUUUACCAGUCAGUCACGUUGAGAGCUUAAUGGAAGAAGAAGACAUGGGCGACGAAAGCGAUACACUCAAUGACCAUUCCCAAAUACCCGAUCCAAACGACUUGCUAUCAACUGAAAUGGAACCAAUUGAAGAAGAAGACGAUUCAGCAAAUGUGUACAGUGAAAAUGGCAUGGACUUCCCCGAUUGUGGCCUUUCUGAAGAAGCUUCAGACCUGGUCGAGUCGUAUGCUGAAGUGUGCAUGCCAAGUGAUCCUGGAGAACAUCACGGGAGCUAAUUCAUGGAUGUUCUUGAAUUGAGCAAUUCAAAUUUGAUGGCAUAGGAAUUUAUUUUAGUUCCAUCGUGUACAUUUCCAUUAUCAGAAUAUUUUGCAAUAAAUGACGUUGCUAUUAACUUUCUAAGAAA
Molecule: messenger RNA, 2460 nt
Organism: Cloeon dipterum
Lineage: Eukaryota; Metazoa; Arthropoda; Insecta; Ephemeroptera; Baetidae
Product: protein tramtrack, beta isoform-like
Exons: 6
Coding region: 572-2332 (586 amino acids)
Biological process (GO): regulation of transcription by RNA polymerase II
Cellular component (GO): nucleus
Molecular function (GO): protein binding; DNA binding
Source: RefSeq, a predicted model, not a curated record